Copidosoma floridanum is the source of this 2512-nucleotide messenger RNA. RefSeq names its product histone-lysine N-methyltransferase E(z) (gene E(z)). The record is from RefSeq and is a predicted model, not a curated record. Gene Ontology annotation, biological process: heterochromatin formation. Gene Ontology annotation, cellular component: ESC/E(Z) complex; nucleus. Gene Ontology annotation, molecular function: protein binding; histone H3K27 methyltransferase activity; chromatin binding. NCBI's taxonomy places the organism in Eukaryota, Metazoa, Arthropoda, Insecta, Hymenoptera, Encyrtidae.
UGAAGGCGUCUCUGUAGAUCGUACGCAUAUAUUUCUUUUGUGCUUGUGUCCAGCAGUUUCGGUUCUCCUGUUGUCGCUACUUCCUGGUGGAAUAACAUCGUCGCCCAAGAUGAAGGCGAAACUAAGCGCUGAAUGGCGAAAGCGCGUCAAGUCCGAGUACAUGAGGUUGAGGCAGAUCAAACGCUACAAGCGUGCCGAUGAGGUCAAGAUUGCAUGGAAUCAGAAUCGUAAGGUUAUGACAGAACUGUUAGACGAGGAACACAAAAGGUGGACAGACUGCAAAGUGAUGUGGUUAGCGAUGCAGGAUGUUACAGCACACUCAUCGUGCAUGAAAAAGGCAGAGAUAACGAGCUCCGAUGGUGAAAUUCAAAGUUGUGCCAUUAAAAUCAUCAGCGCAGUCACACCCAUUCCUACCAUGUACACCUGGGCACCGAUUCAACAGAACUUCAUGGUUGAAGACGAAACCGUGUUGCACAAUAUUCCCUACAUGGGUGAUGAGAUUCUUGAUCAGGAUGGCACGUUCAUCGAGGAGUUGAUUAAAAACUACGAUGGAAAAGUGCACGGUGAUCGUGAAUCUGGAUUUAUGGAUGAUUCUAUAUUCGUUGAUUUAGUGAAUGCCUUGUCGGCUUAUGAAAAGGAUGAUAAAGAGAAAGAAGCUCCCAAAAAGUUAAAGGAUUCGAAAGAUAAAGAGAAGGAUGGUGAAAAAAUUGAAGAAGACGAUAAGAAAAAUAUUAAGACUGAUAGUAAGGAGGAUGAGACCAAAGUCGAUGCAACGCCCUUCCCUUCAAUGCAAAUAUUCACUGCCAUAUCCAACAUGUUUCCUGACAAAGGUACUGCCGAAGAAUUGAAGGACAAAUACAUUGAACUGACAGAGAGAUCAGAUCCCAAUGCACUGCCCCCAGAAUGCACACCAAACAUUGAUGGUCCCAAUGCCAAAAAUGUUCCAAGAGAGCAAACGAUGCACUCGUUUCACACCCUGUUUUGCCGUAGGUGUUUCAAGUACGACUGUUUUCUUCAUCCCGCCAGAGGAACUUCACCGCAAGGUUUGCAAGCUCUCCAUCCCGUGCCGAAUUUGAACAAACGCAAAGGACCCGAUCUCAAACCGUUUGCCGAAGCUUGUGGUGCUGAUUGUUUCAUGCAUUUGGAGGGCAUGAAAGAGAAACUAGCAGCACAGGCAGCCGACAUGAAGGAGGAAGAUGAAGAAAAACGGCCAAGAAAGAUGCGCAAGCAAACAAGCGUUGAUUCAGGCAACGAGGCGAGCAGCGAAGACAGCAAUGACAGUAACAAAUUCAGUCAAGGAGGUGGAUGUCAAGACUUUAAACAAAACGUCAAUAACAAAGACGCUAAAGCAGAUGAAGAAACGCAAAUGCAAGACCAGCUGCAACCUGACCAACAGCUCACCCCGUUCUCUCUGCUGAGCAGCAAUGACAAGGAUCGCAUCAAAUUUGAAACCGAGCCUCCCUGGACAGGCUCCGAGCAAAGCUUGUUUCGCGCACUGCAAAAGGUCUUUCCUGGCAAUCCAUGUGCCCUUGCCCAGAUAAUGCUUACCAAGAGCUGCCGCAAGGUCUACGAGUUUUCUCUUAAAGAAGCUAGUGACAUACCUGAGAUCGAGAACCUCAAGGACUUUACUCCACCCAGGAAGAAGAAGAAGAAACACAGGCUCUGGUCGAUGCAUUGUCGCAAGAUUCAACUCAAAAAAGAUUCGGGUGCCAAUCACGUCCACAACUUUACGCCAUGCGAUCACCCAAAUCGGCCCUGCGACAACUCUUGUCCUUGCAUUCAGGCACAAAACUUUUGCGAAAAGUUCUGCCAGUGCAGCAGCGAGUGUCAAAAUCGCUUCCCCGGCUGCCGUUGCAAAGCACAAUGCAACACAAAACAGUGCCCCUGCUACCUCGCGGUACGCGAGUGCGAUCCCGACUUGUGUCAGACCUGCGGAGCGGAUCAGUAUCACAUACAAAAGAUUUCGUGUAAAAAUGUCAGCGUUCAGCGUGGACUUCACAAGCAUUUGCUCAUGGCACCAUCUGACGUGGCUGGCUGGGGUAUUUUCUUAAAAGAGUCUGCCAUAAAAAAUGAAUUCAUAUCCGAAUAUUGCGGCGAAAUCAUCAGUCAAGAUGAAGCCGAUAGAAGAGGAAAAGUUUAUGACAAAUACAUGUGCAGUUUUCUGUUUAAUCUUAACAACGACUUUGUCGUUGACGCCACGAGGAAAGGUAAUAAGAUUAGAUUCGCCAAUCACUCGAUAAAUCCAAAUUGUUAUGCCAAAGUGAUGAUGGUUAAUGGUGACCAUAGGAUUGGAAUUUUCGCUAAACGAGCAAUACAGCCAGGCGAGGAAUUGUUCUUUGAUUAUCGAUAUGGGCCAACGGAGCAACUAAAGUUUGUGGGCAUCGAGCGAGAAAUGGAAUUUUUGUGAUAAACUUCUUAGAAGUAAAAGAUCUCGGUUAUUUCAUUUGAUGAUUUUUUUUAACAAUUAUGUUUUAAUAUAUUAUUAACGAUGAUCAUUGACAUUGUACAUUAU